Ylistrum balloti is the source of this 3786-nucleotide messenger RNA. Its product is annotated as coenzyme Q-binding protein COQ10 homolog B, mitochondrial-like. Lineage: Eukaryota; Metazoa; Mollusca; Bivalvia; Pectinida; Pectinidae. Bases 13 to 813 code for a protein of 266 amino acids. Gene Ontology annotation, molecular function: ubiquinone binding. Gene Ontology annotation, biological process: ubiquinone biosynthetic process; cellular respiration. The transcript has 5 exons. The record is from RefSeq and is a predicted model, not a curated record. Gene Ontology annotation, cellular component: mitochondrion.
CCUGAGAACAAAAUGAUCCGACAUGUAUCUCGCCAAAGGGAACCAUUCCAACGGUGUUUGUUCGCGUAUCACAAAAAAUCCAAAAAGGAAAGGUGCUGUGGAUUACUUAGUACUUUUCAUUAUAAUCUAAACAAUAACACAACUGGUAGCGAUUCAAAAACACCCUGUCAUCAAGUGCAGAUCCAGAGAAGUCUUGUGACUGUUCCGAAAAUCAUCAACUCCACAGAGGAUGUGUCACAUAGACAACUCCAGCAAGUAUAUCAACAGCAAAGUCGAGAGUUCUUCUCCGUACCUGGUAUACCAGGUAUUGUCUCUGACACAAGGAAGGAAUAUUCAGAGAGGAGAGUUUUAGGGUACACAAUGGAACAAAUGUACCAGAUUGUAUCUGAAGUUGAGCAUUACCCAGAAUUUGUACCUUGGUGUAAGAAGUCUUCAGUGACAGGCAGACGACCAAGCCAGCUGAAGUGUAAUCUUGAGAUAGGGUUCCCUCCCCUGUUGGAGAGGUACACCUCAAUAGUGACCCUAGCAAAACCACGAUUGGUCAAAUCGGAGUGUACUGAUGGUGUAUUGUUUAACCAUCUUUUGACAAUAUGGAAGUUCAGCCCAGGUAUCCCAGGCAAUCCCAACUCAUGUACCCUGGAUUUUUCUGUUUCAUUUGAGUUCCGGUCUGCACUGUACUCCAACGCAUCCCAUAUGUUCUUUGACCAGGUGGUCAAGCAGAUGGUGAUGUCCUUCCUCAAGAGAGCAAGAUCACUGCAUGGUCCAGCAUCCAUAAGGGACCAGAAACCACAAAUCCUCAAGUACAAGGAUUGACAAAGGCUAAACAUUAGGGCUGAAUAUUUGAAAAUAGUAUUAGAACAUUUUCCCAUUCCUGGCUAUUCUGCUGGGCAUUCUAAUGGUGGUGCAAAACAAGAAUAUCAUUUAUUGCUUAUCACUGAGACACUUAAGAACAUAAUUGUGUUUGACAGACAAAAUAGUUGUACAUCAGUGUUACUGGCUACUUGUUUGUGUAUUUAAAUAUCUUUGUAUCUUUUCAGGCAUAAUUUUCAGGUUGCCAUUUAUCAUGCACCUGUGUAUCAUUAUGUGCAUCUAGACUCAGAUACACAGAUAUACAAAGUAGUUACUGUUACCAAUAUAUACCACAGUAUAUAUCAUGGGUUUAAAAUCGAUCAUGGUGUCUUGUUAAUCCUGUUUAGAGCCCCUCUAAGGUAGGUCUGUACUAGAAAUAAAUAGGAGGGAGACUAGGGUAGAGGGUGACUUUAGGGCUAUCCCAAAGGUAAAUAAUUAAGGAUGGAAAGUGCUUUUCUUUUUCUGAAUAUUUCAGUAAUUUUUGGCCUGGUUACCCUUAUGUUAUUAUAAAUUUAUUGUAAAUAUCCUUACAGUAAAGAUCUUGAAAAAUCCUUUUAUGAACAGGAAUUUACCACUUUAAAGGACAGUUCCCUUGAUGAUCUGUUUUUCGUACAAAUAUUCCUAGAUCAGACUCAACAAAAAGGAAACUUAUAGUCAACACAUCAUACAUAAAUGGUCAGACUAAGUCUCUGCUUCAGAAAAAAAAUUGAACAUUUAAAAAAGAGAGGAAAAACACAAAAGGUUUCAUUUUGCAAAAAAAAUGAAACCGACUAUAAAUCCCUCAAAAAGAACAACUCUUACAGUAAUGUAUGCAGUUUUUGGAUGUAAUGGUACAGAGAUUCUCUGGUGAAAAAGUGUAACAUGUAUAGAUAAACCAACACAAUUAUAUAUGAGAGGAUGAUGAAGGUCUGCAACUUGGAAAUGAAAAGCUUAACUACAGCUUUAACGCAGGGUUUCAUGAGAUCCAGUUUUUCUAGUAUACUAGCACACUUGAAGUGUAAAAAGAACUUGACUGUGAUAUCUUAUUUUUGUUAGCCAGUGUCUUCAGACUUUUUUUGGUAAAAAUUCCAUCUUAAAUAUUGAUAUGCAAUUUUAAGAAUACCAUGAUGAGACAGGAUGACAUAACAAUGUUAAGAUUUAGUUUAGUUUUUUGAGUGCAUUGACAAGCUGGCAAAAUGAGGGUAAAAGCCUAUUUUAAGUAAAGUUUGCCAUUCAAAAUAUUUCAAAAUUAAGAUGAUGAAAACCACUGGAAGAGUGUUUAUAUGAAAUAUAUUUAUGCUUCAAAAUCUGAUAUAGUUUUAAACUAAUAUUCAAAAGAUUCUUUUGAUUUCCAUGACUGAAAAUGUAUAUUUUAGUCAGAUUGUUUGUUUUUAAUAUUUCCCGGUUAUUAAAUGUUUUAUGUGUGUGUCAAUGUUAACAGAUCAAAUGAAUGGUCGUGUGUUGUCAAGCAGAGAGCUGUGCCAUGGGUCAUGUCAGCAAUUGUUUGUGUUAUGUCGAAAUGAGAGAUACAUAAGUUUCCCUCUGUUUUAAAAAUUCACUUUUAACAUUAUUACACUAAUUUCACUACAAAGUAAAUACCUAGCAAACAUUUCUACUACUAAUGAAAAUCUCAGAAAGUAUGUAUGCUGUUAUACAUGGACACUAAUACAUAGACAGGCACGAAAUUUUAUAACUGUGAACCAGUCCAAAACAGAAAUACAGUGAAAUAUAAGUCCCACAAAAUUAAAGAAUGUUCAAGCUAUGUAAUAAAUGUCUGGGUUUAUACGUUUGGAAUAUAGUCCAAAAAUUUGAAAUGGUAUGAAAUAAAUGCACAGCAUGGUAAGACUUGCAUUGCAUUUAGAAUUGUAGAAGUAUUGUUACUAAAUCAUUUUAACAUACCUCAGUCUAUGUUUUUCUCUGUUGCGUAAUCAAGAUGAUUAAGAAAAUUUAUGCAGACAUAAUUAUUUGUGUCAUUGUAAUUGACAUAUUCAUUGAAAUUGUGAUGAUACAAUGAUAGGUAAUUUAUUGAACUUCAGGAAUGACUGUUUUGCAAUAGCUGAAUACCCAAACAAGAACUUUGAAUUGCUGCGUGGUACUGUUAUGAACCAGCAUAAGGCUGCUUAAAACAUAGCAUGUUUAGAGUAUGUAAGAGAAAUAUUGUCGUAGUAGAUUGUUAUCCAUGAUAUCGUGGGAUGUAUGAAAAGCUGUGUGAAAGUAAUGAAGUGAAACAUAAUGUGGAGCACCUUUCUUGUAAAUGUGUAGUUUUGAAGGAACUAAAAUGGCCAUCAUGGUAUCUAGAGCAAUUUAAAAAAAAAAAAACAAAAAAAAAAAAACAAACCAAAAAAAAAAAAACCUGGAAACUUCUAAGUUAAAGAGAAUAGAUUUAAUCUUAGUACCGAUAUAUCAGAUAUAUCAGGACACCUGAUGGAUCAAAACCAAUUGUUUUUAUCUACACAUGGAUUUUUUUUCUUGCUUUUACUAAAAUAUCAGUUUUAUCAUUUGAGAAUGUUUCCCUCAAUAUUGAAUCUAUAUUCACUGUAGCAUAUGAUAAAAGAAAGACAGAGUUUUUAAGUAAUAGAAUCCAGGGUUCAAAUGAAGUAUGGAUUGAUAUACACUUUCUGUGUCCUCAUUCCAUGAAACAUUUUGGGAGUGUAAUUUUUCAAUAUUUUCUCCACCACACUUUGAUUUUGGUAUGGAUUUUCACAGACAGACAGUAGGCAAUGUUUCAUGCUCCUUUAUUUGUAAUCUACUUUGUCUCAAACUAUUUAAACAAAAGUGUUUGUUGUGGCUGGUGCCAAAGUGCUUAUCAUAGUAACUGACAGUUCUUUUUUAUGCUUUGUUAGUCUAGUGUUAAAAAUAGGAAUAUUUUGUAAACAUGUCACAUUUGCAUAUAAACAAAAAAGUUCUUAAUAUGAAAAAACAUGAAUCUGGAAAGAAAUAAAUCAUUUGUUUUCUUGA